UUCAACUUCAGUUUGCCUGCGGUUGAGAGUAAUUUCAUAAACUUUGAAGAACUUCGCUUCAGCCGGAGUUUCCUCCGCAAGCUCUCUCAUCCUACAGGCUGCUAAAAGUUCAUACACCAGUCUUUAUCAUGCAUGACAGCUAUGCACUCUAUGUUUUACUAUUUUCGCUUGUUCUGAGCAUCGGACUGAAGGCGAUAACAGCGGAUUCUGGAGGUGAGACGGAUUUGGUAGUCCCCCUUGAGUUAACCGGGGAUGAUGCGGUUCACCUGUUGCAAGUACUCAGACGGAGCGGGCGCAGACGGGGGCAGCGCUCCUUGACGCAUUCAGAAAGGCACCACUUCAAGAAAGAUGAGGAUAACUUGUUUCUCAUGUUGCCUGCCUUCGGCAAGGAACUAUAUUUACAACUCGAAAGGGACGCAGGAUUUCUUUCACAAGAUUUUGUCAUCGAAGAGAAGGACGGAAAAAGGACCACGCAGCUGACGCAUAUUCCUGUUAACCAACUCUGCUUUUACGCCGGACGGGUUUUCAACCACAGCAACUCUUUUGCAUCACUGAGCACUUGCGGUGGUCUGACAGGACUGGUGCAGAUCGGAGAUGACAGCAUGUUUAUCGAACCUGUAAACGCCGGUCAGGACUCUUUCUCUGGUGUGGAGCACAAGGUCGUUCGGCAGAAACGAUCCCCCAAGUCCAGCUCAGAAACGCAUCCCAAGUACUGUGAAAUCAUACAAGGAAAGAAGAAGGAGAAAAAGCCCAAAGCGGCGGAGGAGGGGAGAGGCCGGAGGAACGCCAUCCGGCUGAGUGGGGAAUACACGGUGGAGACGGUGGUGGUGGCUGAUUCGGACAUGGUGCAGUACCACGGUGCCGAGGCAGCCCAGAGGUUUAUCCUCACUGUCAUGAACAUGGUGUACAACAUGUUUCACCACAAGAGCCUGGGUGUCAGACUCAACAUCCGCGUGACCAAGCUGGUCCUGCUCCACAACCGCCCUGAGACGCUGAAGGUGGGUCAUCACGGAGAGCGGUCCCUGGAGAGCUUCUGCCACUGGCAGUACGAGGAGUACGGGGGCGCCCGUUACCUGGGAAACAACUAUGUCCCCGGAGGACGGGACGACCUACCGCCGGUGGACGCGGCCGUGUUCGUCACCAGGACGGAUUUCUGUGUCCAUAAAGAUGAGCCAUGCGAUACAGUAGGAAUUGCCUAUUUGGGUGGGACUUGCAGCUCCAAGAGGAAGUGCGUGCUGGCGGAGGACAACGGGCUCAACUUGGCCUUCACCAUCGCCCAUGAACUUGGCCACAACGUCGGCAUGAGCCACGACGACGACCACUCCACCUGCACCGGCCACUCCCACAUCAUGUCCGGCGAGUGGGUGAAGGGCCGCAACCCCAGCGACCUCACGUGGUCCUCCUGCAGCCGAGACGACUUGGAGAACUUUCUCAGAUCGAAGGCCAGCGCAUGCCUCUUGCACACGGACCCCCGCAGCCACUACAUGGUCCGCCUGCCCUCAAAGCUACCCGGCAUGCACUACAGUGCUGACGAGCAGUGCCAGAUUUUGUUUGGCACCAACGCGACAUUCUGCAGUAAUAUGGAGCAUCUGAUGUGUGCUGGAUUGUGGUGUCUGGUGGAGGGGGACACCUCUUGCAAAACCAAACUGGACCCUCCUCUGGAUGGGACGGAGUGUGGCGCUGACAAGUGGUGCAGGGCGGGGGACUGCGUCAGCAAGACGCCCAUACCGCAGCACGUGGAUGGAGACUGGAGCUCCUGGAGCCCGUGGAGCAUGUGCAGCCGCACCUGUGGAACGGGCUCCAGUUUCCGGCAGAGGAAGUGCGAUAACCCCCCCCCAGGGCCCGGAGGGAGGCACUGUCAGAAGGCCAGCGUGGAGCACAGGGCCUGCGAGGGGGCCCCGUGUGCCAAGGGCUCGCCCACCUUCAGGGAUCAGCAGUGCCAGUCGCUGGACCGGCAGGCCAGCAAGAGGAAGACCAACAUGUGGACAGCUGUCGUCAGCGACGAAAAGCCGUGCGCCCUGUUCUGCACCCCCGUGGGCCGGGAUGUGCCGGUCUUGGUGGCCGAGCGAGUCCUGGACGGCACGCCGUGCGGCCCCUACGACGCAGACCUCUGUGUGAACGGGAAGUGCCAGAAAAUUGGCUGCGAUGGCAUCAUCGGCUCCUCUGCCAAAGAGGACCGCUGUGGCGUGUGCAACGGCGAUGGCAAAUCAUGCAAGAUAGUAAAGGGAGACUUCAAUCACACCAAAGGAAUGGUCACCAGUAGCCAUUGUAAGAAGGUUUCUACGUGUGUGAUGUCAAAGCCCAGGGCUGUUCCCAAGUGUUUUUCCUGUUACAUCGAGGCUGCCAUCAUCCCAGCUGGAGCUCGGAGAAUUAAGGUGGUGGAGGACAAGCCAUCGCACAGCUUUCUGGCCCUGAAGGACUCCAGCAAAAGAUCCAUCAACAAUGACUGGAAGAUUGAACUUCCUGGUGAAUUCCAGCUAGCUGGUACCACGGUCCGCUACGUUAGAAGAGGACUCUGGGAAAAGAUCUCUGCCAAGGGACCCACUAAAACACCCCUGCACCUCAUGGUCCUGCUGUUCCAUGACCAGACCUAUGGCAUCCACUAUGAGUACACAAUCUCCCUCAACCGCACACUGGAGAACAGCAGCCAGCCCCAGAAUGAGCCGCCGCACCUCUACAUCUGGACUCACAGCAGCUGGGGGGAGUGCAGCGUCCAGUGCGGAGGAGGGCAAAGAAGCACCAUUGUUUCCUGUAUGAAGAUUGUCAACAAGACCAUGACUCUAGUGAACGAUAGCCACUGUCACCUGGAGAAUCGACCAUUGCCACAAGUCAGACGGUGCAACACCCACCCGUGCCAAUCGAGGUGGGUGACAGGGGACUGGGGGAGAUGCUCGGUCACCUGCGGGAAAGGACUGCAGCUGCGGGAGGUGAUGUGCGUGUACCAGCUGCAGAACGGCUCCUACAUCAACACCCGCGACCUCUACUGCCAGGGAGCCAAGCCUGCCGCCAUUCAGGGCUGUGAAGGGCGGGACUGCCUCACUGUAUGGGAGGCUUCUGAGUGGUCCAAGUGCUCCUCAGAUUGUGGGCGGGGUAUCCGCAGACGCACAAUCACCUGCACCAAUCCGCAGGGCCAAUGUGACCCCGCCUCCCAGCCCCCUGUGGAGGAGGCCUGUGAGGACCACUCCAAAUGCUACGAGUGGAAGACUGGGGACUGGUCGAAGUGCUCAUCUUCCUGUGGAAAGGGCCUGCAGUCCAGGGUGGUCCAGUGCAUGCACAGAGUGACAGGACGCCAUGGCAGCGACUGCCCAGUAGCAGUUAAACCUCCAGCGUACCGACAGUGCCACCAGGGGGCGUGCAAUGAAAAAGUAAAUGUCAACACCAUCACAUCUCCCAGACUUGCUGCUCUGACGUACAAGUGCACAGGGGACCAGUGGGACGUGUAUUGCCAGAUCAUCAGGGCAGAGAACCUUUGCCAGGACAUGAGAUGGUACCAACGCUGCUGCCAGACAUGCAGAGACUUUUACGCAAGUAAAAUGCUCAGAAACAGUUAAUAACACCUGCCGUUUUUGACCUGUCCUCGUCAUUGUCAUCGUCAUGUUGAUUUUAUUUUAAAAUAUUUUUAUUGUUACGCUGUUGUGUCGGAAAGCAAUGUGAUUUCAAAAUGAAAUGAAAUUGGAAAAAAAAUCUUAAAAUCUAAAAUGCUAUACACAAAAGUACAAGUUGAAACUCCAAAUUUUUUGUUUGUUUUUGAUGACUUGAAUUAGUUUUUUUAAUUGUUUGAUUUGUUUUUAUUUUUUCUUUGUUUGCUGUAAUACCAAAGUGAAUAACCUCAUUGCCUUUAAGAGGUAAUCUUGUGGUGCCCCUUGGAAGAAUUGUGCAUAGUAUAUUUUACCUUAUUUACAUGAUUUUAUUAAGGUGCUCAGCUGGUCCUAUCUUUUACAAGCCACUGGCUGGCCAGUAACCAAAAAUGGCUUUAGUCCCCGGCCAACACAGUUUGUAUUUUUAUGGCUGUGUUCUUAUAAUUGUUGUUAAUAUUUAAGCAUGCAGAAAGCCAUUGUUAAAUAUUCCUUUCAUUCACUCAGACACCCGGGCAAUUUAUGGCUUUGUAAUACCAUUUUCCAGAUUCAGAGAAAGCACUGCCGUGUUCUCCUCUAAAACUUUAUUGUCCAUGAAAUGACUGGAGCAGAGGAGCAUGAAGCUUUGGUGGUGUAACAAGGCCUGGCAUUAUGAGAGGUGUCUAAUCGACAAUGUAGAUAUCUCAUGCCCUGCAGCCAGCUCCCCCUUUUCCCCUGCAGCCCCCAGACGUAGUGUACUUCAGAACCAGGGCCUUUUCCAUCCAAAGCCAUUUGCUUUUAAGCUCAAAUGUUCCUCAUGCAAUGUCAACGAUUAUCAUUAUUUUACCUAUUUUAACUAUUUGUCUGUAGUGAAGAUUAGAAAGUGCUUAAGAUCCACAGAUGAUGUGAAAAAAAAUCGUUUUUUCUAAACCAUCAUUAGGACCAUUCAGUGGAGUAAUUUUAGCAGUAGUGCUAGUAAGGUUGGUAGUAGUGACCAUAAUUGAACACUGUACCUGCCUUUUGUAAAUGUGCGAGGUACUCUUGGUGCUAAAGCAAUGUGUACGCAAGGGAGUGGUGCUCGUUUCCAGUUCUCUAUAACCCAAGUUGAUGAACACAUUGGUGCUAGUUCACACCCAAUAGGCUACAGUGUAAUUUAAUUAGUGAUUACUUCUGUGUAAUUAGAUGCAUACUCAGGAGAAACUUAAGGUUAUUACAAGCUAACACCACAGUAGUACCACAUUUAAACCAUGUUAUUAUGUUAUAUCAUGAGCUGUAAAGUGCUAUUCAAUGAUGACUACACCUCACAACGCAAUUUCAGCUGUUUGGAAAAAGAGGUGAAACAAUGCCUGUCAUUCCUCUAAAUAUACAAAAAUAUUUGACUAUUGCAUUUUACGUAUGUAGGCUUGCUUUACUCUUAAGCUUCUCUGUACAUUUUUAAGGAAAGUGAGUUUAUAUCUGAUACUGUCUGCUGCUGGUGAAUCUUGUGUAUCCAUAUUCAUUUAAUGCAAGCAAGCUUUAUUCUGGUCACUAAGUUUUACUUUCAGAUUGGUUUACCGUAUUGCACUGCAAAAUAUUCUGUUACCAAAAAUAUUUCAGUUCAGAAGAAAGGAACUCAUCCAGUGUCUGAGGACCUCUGGGGCCAAUCACAGAGGCUACAGUGAGCAGGAGUCUCUAAUGCUCUCUGGAAGAGGCCCGAAAGUACAGAUGAAAGCUUUCUUCCUUAUCAGGGAGUGAUUCAUCAGUCUGAACAAAUAGUAAUAUUGCCAUGCCCAUGAAUAUAUAGUUAUAAUAAUUAAUUAUAAAAAUAUUAAUAUAAUGUAGCAAUGUACUUAUUGUUAUGUAAUGAAAUACUAAUAUUAUCUCACCAUGGCUGUGUUUAGUAUGUGUGCAGAUAUUUGUUGAUAUCUGCCUCCCAAGGUCUUGGUGCUGGUGUAAAGAAACCUUUCACUUGCCAGUUACAGACGGGAUCAUAGGGGUAUAGCUUCCCCUGCAGCAGCAUAGCAAGCGGAUGUGCAUGUAAGGCCCCAGGCAGGUACCCUUUACCUGAAGUGAAAUUUCAAAGUAAGACCAUUGGAAAAUGUGAACUUCGAAUGUACAGGAUUGCGCAUUAAUGCAACAUGACAAAGUAAGUUUUCCAUGUGUGUAGAGUUGCUGUCUUGGAGCUGAAUUGGUGCUAGACAAAAUUCACUACUGUGGAAUACAGCUGUUAGUCUAUGUUAGUAUUUGUGUUCUUGUAUUUUUUUGUUGUCCUAUUGUUAUUAUUUUGGUUGUUCCAUCGUUAUUAUGAUUAUUUAAUAAUGAAAUGUAGCCUCCUUUAUUUCUGAGUAAUUGUUGCAGUGUACAUUUUUAUGAUGUAAUGCUGAUAUUCUUUAAUAUUCCUGUACUGUAUGUCUUUAGUUGCACAGAGUUGUUUGGUACAUAAACUGCCACUAUAUGUCUUUAAAGGUGCUUUUUUGGUCAAAUGUACGGUAAUUUUUAAAGUUACAGAUGAAAUAAAUGAGAAAUGUUGUUAUACAGGGAUAUAACCAGUAUGUUAGUUUAAUUGUUUCAGUUCUCAGAAUAUAGUGUAAAGUUUUUUUUUUUUUUCUGAUUGUAAUUGACUUACAGGUAUAGAUCUGUACUAUCUGUACAGUGUGAUACUCAAAUAAUCCUGGAUAAAAACAAAAAACACUUAUAAAAUGUCUAGUCAUGGAAAUAUAUUUUUUUCAAGCCCACUGUAACUUGACUCUUUAUUUUUGACAAUAUGAAAUAAAUGCAAGUGAAUAUUUUAGACAA
Messenger RNA from Anguilla rostrata (American eel), 6329 nucleotides. It is a transcript of the gene adamts17, whose product is annotated as ADAM metallopeptidase with thrombospondin type 1 motif, 17. Gene Ontology annotation, biological process: proteolysis; extracellular matrix organization. Gene Ontology annotation, cellular component: extracellular matrix. The coding region runs from base 129 to 3551 and encodes 1140 amino acids. The record is from RefSeq and is a predicted model, not a curated record. Gene Ontology annotation, molecular function: metalloendopeptidase activity. NCBI's taxonomy places the organism in Eukaryota, Metazoa, Chordata, Actinopteri, Anguilliformes, Anguillidae. The transcript has 24 exons.